Molecule: messenger RNA, 796 nt
Organism: Pimephales promelas (fathead minnow)
Lineage: Eukaryota; Metazoa; Chordata; Actinopteri; Cypriniformes; Leuciscidae
Gene: psmb2
Product: proteasome 20S subunit beta 2
Biological process (GO): proteasomal protein catabolic process
Cellular component (GO): proteasome core complex; nucleus; cytoplasm
Source: RefSeq, a predicted model, not a curated record
CUGAUGACGUCUGAACUGUGCGCCGCUGUGGAACACAUUCAGCUUUUGCUGUGUAAUAUCUGAUAGAGCUGUUCGGCGAGUCAACUUACUGAACAGAGUGUGAAAUUAACCCAGUCUGCAAUAUGGAAUACUUGAUCGGGAUUCAGGGGCCGGACUUUGUUCUGGUUGCGGCAGAUAAUGUAGCCGCCAGCAGUAUAAUCCAAAUGAAACACGAUUAUGACAAGAUGUUCAAGCUGAGUGAGAAAAUCCUGCUCCUGUGUGUGGGUGAAGCCGGAGACACUGUACAGUUCGCAGAAUACAUUCAGAAAAAUGUCCAGCUCUACAAAAUGAGAAAUGGAUACGAGCUCAGCCCGGCCGCGGCUGCAAACUUCACGAGGAAAAACCUGGCAGACUAUCUGCGGAGUCGGACCCCGUAUCAUGUGAACCUGCUGCUGGCCGGCUACGACGAGGCCGACGGGCCAGGACUGUAUUAUAUGGAUCACCUGUCCGCUCUGGCUAAAGCUCCCUUUGCGGCGCAUGGCUACGGCGCUUUCCUCACGCUCUCCAUCCUGGACCGAUACUACAGACCCGAUUUGACUCGUGAAGAAGCCGUGGAUCUGCUCAAGAAGUGUUUAGAGGAGCUCAACAAGCGCUUCAUCCUGAACCUUCCUUCCUUCACUGUCCGCUUGAUCGACAAAGACGGGAUCCACGACAUGGAGAAGCUUCCGGUUGGCGCCAAAUGAGCAUCUACUGUUAUUCCGCAUCUUUUGUACUGCAAAUGUAACCUGUGAUCCAAUAAAACAUUAAUAAUAUGGUC